AUGGCUCUUUGUGAAAUUAUUCUAAAUAGUUCAGCUGCAAACACAUCUUACUUUGAAGUUACAGCUUGUUAUAACAAGACUUUACCACGUAAUAUAAAUAAACCGAGAGUAGUAGAUGUUACUAUUGGAUCAGUAGUCCAUCUUUGGUGCCAUUAUUGUGACAGUAAUGGGAAUUAUUAUCCGAAAUGGUGGUUUUACAAACCAAGAGGAGAAGAAAAUCAAAAAGAUUUACUGAGAGAAAUUUUAAUGCGUGAUUUAUCUGACAAGGUGUCAAUAACUCCAACUCACAAAUUAAAUAUUUAUGAUUUUAAUUUAAAUAAUUCCGGAAUUUAUACGUGUAAAUGUUCAAGUAUAUUAAAAAAAGAUAAUGUUUUUUUAUAUAUUCUUGAAGGUAUCAUAGAAGUUGAUGUUGCUUCCAAAGUUGGAACAUCUAGUCAGUGGCAUGAAUACAAAAAAGCUUAUCUUUUUCCUAUAAAUAAGAAAUUAAAAGAAUCCAAAGAAGAACCUUUUAGGUCCAUACGAAAUGUUUUUAAUAAAACUUUUAAAUUGGCAACUGUUUGGGAUAAUUGGAGUGAAUGUAAAGAAAAUGAUCACCAGAAAGGUGUACGAAAAAGAUUAGGCAGAUGUCGUUUACAGCCUAAUGAGAUUAGAAAGAACUAUGACUACAAUUUUGGAGUAAGUACUUCUGUUAAAACUGCAAAGUCUAUGCUAUCCGAUGGUUAUGAUAUCGCGUGUCGCUCAUUAGAACUUAACAAUACGGUUCCAAAAUUAAGUGAAAUCACUAGAAAUAUUCCAGAAUUCGAAGAAGAAGAAGCCUGCAAUUUUACAAAAGGAACUGCAAAACAUAAGGUCACUAAGUCAAAGAAUAAAAACAAAACUAUGAAACAAGUUGAAGAAAAUGGUCACGUAACACUUACAUGUACUGAUGCAAAUCCAAAUUCAGAAUUAAAAUGGUUCAAAGAUACGAAAUUACUAAAUUCUCUAUUCAGAAAUAAAAAAUGCAAGAAUGAAGAGGAAUCAUCUCACAUAUCAGUCGACACUAAUAAUUCACUACAUAUUUUACACAUCACUAAAAAAGAGGAAGGUAAUUACUCUUGUCAGUCAGAUGACAAAAAAGUACAAGAAUUCGAAAUAAAAGUCGUAUCAAAGUCGAAGCUGCUAAAUCAAGAAUUUAUUCGAUAUUCAAUUUAUUUAGGAUUUGUACUUUCACUGGCAAUGGCGUGUUACUGUGCAGGAGUUUGUAUUGCUUUUCAUCGGAGAACAUCGUUUGUGGAUCCACUUAGUAAAAACAGAAAAGGCUACGAGCACCACCGUUUUCAUUGUGAAAGGGAGAGUUUGCUUAAAUAA
Spodoptera litura is the source of this 1347-nucleotide messenger RNA. The record is from RefSeq and is a predicted model, not a curated record. Lineage: Eukaryota; Metazoa; Arthropoda; Insecta; Lepidoptera; Noctuidae.